Pectinophora gossypiella (pink bollworm) is the source of this 1403-nucleotide messenger RNA. RefSeq names its product PH and SEC7 domain-containing protein-like. NCBI's taxonomy places the organism in Eukaryota, Metazoa, Arthropoda, Insecta, Lepidoptera, Gelechiidae. The record is from RefSeq and is a predicted model, not a curated record. Gene Ontology annotation, biological process: protein localization to plasma membrane. Gene Ontology annotation, molecular function: protein binding; protein-membrane adaptor activity. Gene Ontology annotation, cellular component: apical plasma membrane.
CCUUUCACUCUGACUCAUUCUUUCCAUUCAAUACUACAGUUUUCAUUCACUCAAUCAAUCAAUUAUUUUUUGUCUGUGCCUGUCUUCGCUUUGGUUGGGUGCGCUUGCUUUUCGUGCGUUGUAAUUAUGAAUAUUUUCGAUAUUUUAAUUGAGUAAUAAUCGUUAACCGUAGUCCCUCAUGUGGUUUUAAAGUGAUACUAGUGAAAUCCUUCGAAGGAUGCUGUUCAAUGCUGCUGUGCACUGAAUAUGGCUGACGAAAGACUAGUGGUCCUGAAUCGUAGUGACAAUUUGGGAUUUGGAUUCUCCUUGCUCGGCGAAGCCGGUUUGCCACAUAUUAUAUACGAGAUCGAAGAAAACUCCCCGGCGGCUCGAAGUGGCGAGGUGGAGGCCGGCGAUGUGCUGCUCAAGGUCAAUGGGACUGAUGUGGACCGGUUUAGCACUCGGGAAGUUCUAAAAUGCCUGCGUCUUUCGUCAGAUCCCGUCACUUUAAGACUGAAAAAGGACCCGCAGAUAAAGGCGAACGUGCGCCGGUACCUGUCCGCGGCCGCCGAGCGCCGGAGUAGUGGCAUACGAACAAACCACGACAAAAAUUCACCGCCAUCGAGCAACUCAACGAGCAACUCAACGAGCAACUCAACGAGCAACUCAUCGAGCCAGUCGUCGAACGGCUCCACAGCAAGCUCGGGCGACAGUUGCGAGGCGUUGCUAGGCCCGGAGCGGCGGCGGCCGCGCGCGCACCAACCCAAGUUCGAAGCAUACAUGAUGACCGGCGACCUUAUGCUCAACCUCACCAGGGUCCAACACCCGCUAAACCACCCGCCGCUAUAUCAUAGGUAUAACUCAACGCCAGCGUCGCCGAGUGAGUCCCGCCUCUACGGGCGCGCGGAGCUGGCUCAGAGGCACAACUCCUCGCCAGACACCGGCCUCGUCACCACAGAACAUGCCAACAAAUUGUUCAGCUCGGUGCCGGCGUCGGGCGGGUCCACGCCGGGCGAGCUGGCUCGCGCGGCGCACACGGUUAGAACCUCCCGCUCUGAGGACCACCUGCAGAAGGAGUCAUCCCUAAGUGCAGUGGCAGUGGACAUGGAGGAGGAUGUGACGUCAUCGUUGAAUACGUUGCUGGACGCGCGGCCCGACUCCGCCACGCCCGCGCCGCGCUCCGACUCGCUGCCCGACCGGGACAGGAUCGUGUGGACGUACAACGCGCCGGUGUCGUCGGAGCGCGCGUGUAACGGCUCCGGACACACCUCCAACUCCACCUCAAUCUCCGACGGCAUGUCGCAGCGGUCGUCGUCCCCGGCGUCACCGACGUCGGUGUCUUCCUCGGUGAUGUCUUCACGGGCCACGCCGCCCACGUCCCAUCGGCAGCCUCUACCGCACCAUCACCGACCUCUCAACGGUGA